AUCGGCGACGAUAAGGAGCAGAGCGAAAGCGAGUUCACGGCGCGCCCAUGCACCAUCGCUGAGACCAAACUUUACAACGACGAGCCUCUCUCUCCCCUUCGCCUCGAAAUGAACCACCAUCAGCCGGUUGUCGUCAAUUCACUGCUCUGCUUUAUCCAUAAUUUUCGCGGCAAUCCACAGGUGCGUAACCUAGUCGCUGAGUAUUUCCCGAAGACGGCGAUCGCUGAGGCCAAGAACAUUUUGUGCUCAAAAGUGGCUGAUGAGACGACGUCAUCAGUGCCAGAAGACGUGUUCGACCUCUACGAUCUGUUAGUGACCAGAGAAGAGCAAAUGCAAUUCGCCGCCACUGAUCUCACCAUUUUACCGUUGGCAUUGCUCUCUAAGGACGAGGAUAAAAACGAAAUCAUGCGCGAAUUGAAAACACUUCGAACAUUCAUCUCAGAUGCGCUUGACGGUCGUAUCGAGGAUACACCUCAACCAAGGGAGACACCUACACCAACGGUGCGAUGCAAACUGAACACGUCGGCUUCAUCGCCAGAGUUCCCUGUUGUUCAUAUUCCGGCGACAGCUCCAUGUGAAAGUCCGAAACCGUUGCUGUCUUCAUCUCCGGUGAACAACAACGUCUCUCAACAAUCUCUGCAAAUGGCUUUAGCCCAACGACAGGCAACGGUCGCCAGUCCAGCGCACAGUCAUCAAUCAACGACAGUAGAGAAUGCGAAACGAAAAGCUGGCCGAAGUCUGGAUGCCACCGUACGAAAGUUGAGUGAAAAACGAAAAGCCGAACUCGAAGAGCCGCCACCACCACCAACGGUUACACCGUAUCAACCACCAACGCUUGAUCCGCAAGCGUAUCUGAAUAUGAUACGAAUGAUGCAAACACCUCAAACGUCGAUUUUCAACAGUGUCAUCAAUCAGAUAAGGAUGAACGGUCAAGUGGAAUGCGAGAAUUUCGAAGAUCGUACUGAUGAAUUGGCUGACGAUGGCGACAGUUCACCUUCGCCAUCAGAAGACACGAAGUAUGACUUUCCGUUGACGGAGAUGAGCUACGAUAACGACUCUGAUAAGCCGUUCAUCUGCGAACAUGCGAAUUGUAAUAAGAGAUUUGCGAACAAAUUCCUCUUAAAGAAACAUCAAUUUAUCCACACGGGACUUCGACCCCAUACUUGUCCGUACUGCAGCAAGCGGUUCAAUCGGAAAGAUAAUUUAUUACGGCAUAAGAAAACACAUCUACAAACGAGUGUCAUGGAGGAUCGAAGAAGUCUACCGGAAGCGUUCAGUGGACUGUUUCCAGCAUUCGGCGGCACAUUAGGUCUUGACCUGAAAAUGGACGGUCUGGACGCGAUUAAAAUCGAAGCACUAGAUGCGUUCAGAGUCGAAAAUAAUGAAGACUAG
Messenger RNA from Ostertagia ostertagi, 1392 nucleotides. NCBI's taxonomy places the organism in Eukaryota, Metazoa, Nematoda, Chromadorea, Rhabditida, Trichostrongylidae. The record is from the annotation of a GenBank genome assembly.